This is a messenger RNA of Mollisia scopiformis, 3207 nucleotides long. RefSeq lists its product as uncharacterized. The coding region runs from base 96 to 2921 and encodes 941 amino acids. The transcript has 3 exons. The record is from RefSeq and is a predicted model, not a curated record. NCBI's taxonomy places the organism in Eukaryota, Fungi, Ascomycota, Leotiomycetes, Helotiales, Mollisiaceae.
CUCUUUCUCAAUGGAUUACUAUCGGGUAUCCGUCCCUUCCCAUCGGCCCCAGUUGCUUUGAUCAACAGGAAACAGCCAUUGGGCUUCUCAGGAACAUGGCUGAAGCACUUGCCGCCCUCGGGCUCGCAUCAAACAUUGUGCAAUUCGUUUCUUUUGCCAGCGACCUGAUAUCUAAGAGCCGCGCAAUUUCGAAGUCAACAGAUAGCGGGCUAGUAGAGAACCUGGAAUUGGAAGCAAUCAGUUCCACUCUUCAUGAGCUGAAUCACGGUCUAUUGAGAGCCCUCGCAACUGGAGCCUCGUCGUCAACUGCAGAGAAAAUACUCCAGGAACUUUGUAAGGGAUGUGGAGAUGUGAUGGAAGAACUCCUAGAAGUCAUACAGAGCCUGAAGUCGCAAGGACCGCACACAAGAUGGAAUUCCUUCCGGCAGGCGCUCAAAAGUGUCUGGAAAGAAGAUCAAAUUAAAGCACUGUCAACACGACUAGAUCGAUAUCGGAAUCAGAUCGAUACGACACUCUUGAUGUCCCUCCGUGAGAACAUUGUUGCUCUCCAAACACAUCUAGUUGCCCAAAAUUCCACCCUAGAAGCGACUCAGAAAACUUCCGUCGAUCAACUUCACAGCUCUAUGAAAUCAAUAGAACAGUGGCAAUCAGAAGUAUUGGGAAAGCUCUUGCUGAAUGACUGGCAGUCAAAGAAUCAGCUAGAUGCAGGGCAACUUUCCAGUCAGCUGUCUGCAACUGCCGGGCAGCAAAGGGAAGAGAUCAUGAAGCUCAAAAUACUUGAGAGCUUACGUUACAACGACAUCAAAGAACGCCUCGAGCGUAUACCAUCAGCCUAUAGCAAGACGUUCCACUGGAUAUUUGAUGAGGAUGGGCCUGCUGCAGAUUUAAACUCAGCUGACGAGAUAGUGAAGCCGGAGAAUGUCGCUGAAGCUCGGGAUCAAACGAAACACACCUGGGAUAAUUAUCUUCAUUGGCUGCAAAGUGACGAUGACCUCUACUGGAUUACUGGAAAGCCAGGUUCCGGAAAAUCAACAUUGAUGAAGUACUUACAUGCCGAUCCUCGCACCCGCGAGCACUUGCGAUCCUGGAGCGGAGACCUCGACUUGAUAGUGGCUGGAUUCUUCUUCUGGAACUCGGGAUCGGCAAUGCAGAUGUCUGAAAGAGGAUUGAUUCAAACUCUUCUAUACCAAGCCAUCAGCAAACGCUUAGAACUGGUUCCAAUGCUGUUUCCGGACAGGUGGAGAUACAACCAGUUGUUUGGAAAUGACUUUCGUCCUUGGGUUCUUUCUGAGCUGAAUCAAGCACUGGAGACUCUGGUAUCGGACUGCUCCAAAAGAUUGUUACUCUUCGUCGAUGGGGUGGACGAGUUUGAAGGCGAUGCAAUGAAGCUUGCUGGCUUCCUACUCAGUCUCUCUGCCCAGAAGAAUGUCAAAAUGUGCGUGGCCAGCCGUCCCUGGCUCGCAUUCGAGGACGCCUUCAAAGGUAGUCCCUCUCUUCGACUAGAACACUUGACUGCACCAGAUAUUAAAAUAUUCGUGCUGGACAAUCUGUCUAAAAGCGAAGUCUUUCUGCAGCUCCAAAAGUUGAAGCGAAAAGAAGCUGAUGACUUGGUCCUACAAAUCACACAAAAAGCACAAGGUGUGUUUCUUUGGGUCCAUCUUGUCGUUCAGUCAUUACUCGAAGGAAUGAGAGACGGAGACAGUCUUGCUGACCUGCAAGAAAGGCUCGUAUAUCUCCCCUCGGGCCUCGAAGAACUUUUCAAGAAGAUACUGGGCUGCAUAGACGCCAGGUAUCUGCAACAAGCUUCGCGGUACUUUCAGCUCGUACGGACAGCAUCAGAGCCAUUGUCCCUACUUACAUUUUCAUACGCCGAGGAUGGAAUCGACGUCGCUAUGUGUGCUAAGAUGCAAGCCUCGGAGCUCGAAGAAACCCUCCAACUCGAUCGCAAUGAGAUGCUCGCUGAGAUACUAGCUGAGAAGAUGUUCCGAGCUGAGAAUAUGAGAAGACGUAUAAAUAGCCGAUCUAAAGGCCUUCUAGAAGCUCCCGAUUUUAAAACUCAAGGCUACGAGGCAACGGUUCAAUACCUUCACAGGACUGUCAAAGACUUCUUGGCUCAAGAUAAGACUGGAAAGUUGCUGCAGUCCUGGCUAUCAGAUCCGUUCGAUGCUGAUCUGCACAUGUGUGCUGGGUACAUGAUCGGCGUGAAGCGCAUUGAUAUCUCGCCAUGGAUUGAUCAAGGCCUAGAUCGUAUCUCGAGCAAUAGAUUACAAGAGAACACCCGGGAUUGGAAUCGCCCAAAUCAGGAUUUCCCAACGCGCAGAACGGGGAUUCUCCUCCCUUCAACUUUCCGCUAUGGUAGAACGGCACGUGGUGAAACUACUUGGUGCUACAUACUGAGCAAAGCGAGUGCGAAUGACCAUCAGAGCAUCAAGACACAGUGGCCGGUGAUUAUAGGAAUCUUGCUUGAUGGUGGUGCUGAUCCGAAAGUCAAGGUGAACAUAUUUGCAGCGGGCAAGAGAUCACUUGCCGAUAUCGUGAAGGAAAACGCAUAUUGGUGGAGUCAGGAUCCUGCUGAUAUUGAAAGACUUCGAAGAGUGUUAGUAGGUGCACAGAAGAAGGAUAAAGUAGCUCGCUGGCAACCUGGCAAGUGGAAGAGUAUUUCGGGAUGGUUUUGCACCGGCCCUCAGUACGAUCGCACAGCUAUUGGAGUCCAGGCUCUGAUAACGAUGACAGCUGCCCAUUCGUCAUACUUUGUGAUAAUGGCGGAGGGGCUGAGAGCCAGCAACGUGAUUGGAACAGUGUCCGAGGUUGGAAGACUUCGAGCGUGGAUGGAAGACUUUCGGCGAGAGCUGAAGACUUCCAGCGAGGUUGAAGACUGUGACGAGUUGAACCACUCGUCACAUGCUACGCACGUGGAAUAGGUCCACCAGUGCCCGUAUCAUGUAUAAAUAGCCUUCGUCUCCCUCCGGGAGACUCUCUUCUCCUUUCCUUAGCUUAGUAUCUUCGAAUAGAGCAGUCUACGACGCCUUCAUUGUGCUUUCUCGUACGUGCCGUCACAAAGACUUCCAUCGAGGAGAACCAAUCAAAAUAAGAUCCCUGCUAAUCAGAACCAGAACCCGUCCAGAUAGUAAAGAGCGGUGUCGUAAAACUAUAUCCGUACUCUCUGGCACAUAAAAGAGUGUCAAAAUAAUAUAUUCCCAUGAACAA